This is a messenger RNA of Gavialis gangeticus (Gharial), 1260 nucleotides long. It is a transcript of the gene CARNS1, whose product is annotated as carnosine synthase 1. NCBI's taxonomy places the organism in Eukaryota, Metazoa, Chordata, Crocodylia, Gavialidae. The record is from RefSeq and is a predicted model, not a curated record. Gene Ontology annotation, molecular function: carnosine synthase activity; ATP hydrolysis activity. Gene Ontology annotation, biological process: carnosine biosynthetic process.
AUGUUUAACCUAAACACAGACAACCAUUCCUUAGAAUUAGCACUUGCUAACACAAAUGUGCAAUUUCAUGCUCAGAUCAAAAUAGGAUGUAAAGCAGAAUAUCUCCAAGGCCCAACCUGGCAAUCUGGAUUUGCACCGCCUCUCCUGACCAAGGUGGUGUGCAGCACGGGAUGGGCUGAUAAGCCCCUGCAGUACCAAGCAACGGUGCCCCAGAGCCUGAAGAGCAACCUGCAGGAGUGGGGCAUAACAGAAGAGGCCCAAAUGGCAGUCAUCUAUGCCCAGAUCAAGUAGAAGGUCAAGGCUGUCUUGAGGGCUUACAUGGAACAGGCAGAGUUGUCAGCGGAACAAUAUUUGAGGGGGGUGGGGCACAAGGCCCAGACUGAUGUGAUCGGUGUGGAUUUUCUGCUGACCUUGGUACUGCAGUUGGUGGCCCUGGAGAUAAACUGCCAGAUGUGCCUGGAGACCUGCACUCUCUUCAAGUCCAUGGGCCAGACAGUGGGGAUGCCAAGAGGUGACUUGUCCCAGCCUCUGAUAGAGAUGAUGCUGUGGUAUACAUAGUGCUGCCUAAUGGUGGGCAAGCAUAUGCUGGUGAUUGGGACUGGAGGAGUCAGCAAAAAUUUAAUCUGGGAGACAGCCAGAGAUUACAGGCUAAAAAUCCAUCUGGUGGGAUUGGACGCCAACCACUUUGCCUCCCAGCUGGUACAGACCUUCAUCCACAAUGAUAGCAUGGACCAUGAGUGGGACAAGUAACAUGCCCAGUGUGUGGUCUGCCUCUUCUACUGGUUUGACUGCAUGGUGCUGAUGGCUCUAGUGUGCAAGCAGCUAGGGUUGUGCUGCAGCUUGACAGCUGCCAUAUGGGUGCCCAAGCAAAAGAGCCACACCCACCAGCAUCUACUGUGCCAAUGUAAAGACAUAUGCUCAGACUGGCCCUCCACUACCCUCUAUACCAUCCCCUGCUGGUAUCUGGAGUGCCAGGCCAAUGUGGAGUGAUCUGUCCACCACCUCUCCUUCCUAGGUGUCAUGAAGCUGAAGCAUGUGGGUGCCAUGGGCAUCAAGUUGGUGAAGGAUAGGCCUAUUGGUUCUCAUGGAGUAUGUCAGGCACAGAGCAUCUUUGAGGUCAUCUUUGAGGAGCACAUGCUGGCUGCCUUUGUAUCUGACAAUGGGUCCACACAUGUGCCCUACUUCACAGAGAGGGUGACAGGCAUGCCCACCUGCCUGCCAUCCAACUGUGAAGCCCAGCUGGUGCACACCACCUACUAA